AUGUCGAAUAACGACGAGACAGCUUUCAGAGCAUCACUAUCUCAAUUUCGAUGGGCACGAGGCAACAAUGAUGAUUCGCAGCAGACACAGACGGACAGCGCCAAACCCGAAUCCAUUCAGCAGAAUGUACAACUCGAUGAGCUCAUAUGUGCCGCUGAGGAACUGCUAGGGUUUGGAGCAUGUCUCCUCGGUGCAGCUACGUGCUUCUUUGUUGCGUUCCUCACCCUCCCGUGGUUAGCCCUGAAGCCGGGAAAGUUUGCUCUCGCUCUUGGAUCCCUUCUCAUGGUGUCGCUCUCUCGCACGCCUGCAAGUACGGCUACUCACAUCCCCGUAGGUUCUGUUCUGAUCGGACCCGUCAACCAAAUUAAACAUCUCUUCCAAAGACCGUCUGCCCUUCUCGGCGGCUUACUUUGGCUCGCUCGACCGUCUGCCCUUCUCGGCGGCUUACUUUGGCUCGCUCUCACUCUGUACUUUUCCCUUGGGUCUCCGUCCUACUUCGGAGCACUCAUAUCCGCGAUCGUUCAAAUCAUUGCCCUAUUGUCGUACAUUGCAGCCUAUUUCCCUGGUGGGACCCAGACGCUUCGCUUUGGAGGACAGAUGGCCCUGCACCAACCACGAGACCGCCCGGCUCGGUCCAAGUUCCGCGCCGUUAAAAAUCCCCGCACUCGUGAUCCACCUUAUCCUCGACCAAACCCCUUCUACACACAAAAAAUGCUGCGAAACCUACCCAAGAACCGUGCACUCGCGUCAUUGCCUCUGCGCCGAGUUUCAACUCUAUCCGCCCCACGAAAGGCCGCUGAAGAGAUUUCACGAGAUUGGAAAGAGACGACGGCCGAUGAAUUCAAUGCAGCAGUCGAUGCCGCAUCACAGGCGUUCAAAACAUGGAGCAAGACCAGCAUACUCACCCGUCAACGUGCAGUCAUGGAACUCCAGCAUCUCGUUCGGAAACACGCACCAUCAAUCGCUCAAAGCAUUGUUCUAGAGCAAGGAAAAACGUUUGGUUCGAUCAAAACAGGCGAUGUAACUCGUGGUCUCCAGGUGGUCGAAUCUGCAUGUGCGAUUACGUCCAACUUGCUCGGAGAAAAGCUCGAAGUUAGCAAAGAUAUGGAUACAGAAACCAGGAGAUUACCACUGGGCGUGUGCGCCAGCGUGGCGCCAUUCAACUUUCCUGCCAUGAUCCCACUCUGGACCAUCCCUAUGGCUGUCGCGACUGGAAAUACCCUCGUGUUAAAACCUUCGGAACGAGAUCCUGGUGCGGCCAUGAUCAUCGCUGAGCUUUGCGAGCGAGCUGGAAUCCCGCCUGGUGUUUUGAACGUUGUCCAUGGAACAGUUCCGACAGUCAACGCUAUCUGCGACCAUCCUGCGAUCAAGGCAAUUAGCUUUGUCGGCGGUGACAAGGCCGGCAGGCAUAUCUUCGAACGAGGGACGAUGAAUGGAAAGCGAGUGCAGUCUAAUCUCGGAGCCAAGAAUCAUGGCGUUAUUCUUCCAGAUGGUAUGGGCGUUGUUAUUUUCCCUUUCAGAGUUUCUAAAUCUCUGCUUCAGCAAAAUAAGAAUCUUGCUCUCAAUUCCAUUAUUGGUGCGGCGUUUGGCGCUGCCGGUCAACGUUGCAUGGCCCUUUCUGUUGCCGUCUUCGUGGGGACGGCCCAGUCUUGGCUUCCGGAGCUCGUCGAGAGGGCUGAGAAACUCAAAGUCAACGGUGGCUUUGAACCGGCGGUCCCGCUCAUUUCGCCCCAUGCCAAAUCUCGUGUCGAGUCGAUCAUCGCAUCAGUUACCGAGGAAGGUGGAAAGAUCCUCCUCGAUGGACGAGGCAUCAAGGUCUCAGGAUACGAAAACGGAAACUUUGUUGGGCCAACCGUUGUUGAAGCUGUAAGAGACAUGCGGGCAUACAAAGCAGACACUUUAGAUGAUGCCCUCGCAAUUGUUAAUGCCAAUAAGUACGGCAACGGUGCUGCGAUAUUUACACAAUCCGGUGCCUCGGCAAGGAAGUUUGAGACCGAAGUUGUCGGCCAAGAGGAUACACUGGCUAUUGUGCGCCAAAAGUUGGGCCGUCCACUCACACUCUCUGAGAAGAUCUUGUACGGUCAUUUGGACGAUCCUGUAAACCAGGACAUCUCCCGAGGAAUCAUUCUCGAGAACUAUGCCUUCCCUGGUGGUCUUGUGAUUGGUACCGACUCGCAUACUCCCAACGCGGGUGGUCUCGGUAUGAUCGCGUGCGGUGUCGGUGGUGCCGGUGCUGUAGACGUGAUGGCAGGUGUUCCAUGGGAGCUCAAAUGCCCUAAGGUCAUUGGGCGUCAACUUGACUGGCAAGAUUGGCGGAUGGACUACUCCCAAAGAAUCCUUACGGUGAAGGGUGGAACUGGCGCAAUUGUGGAGUACACCGGACCGGGCGUCGCGUCCUUAUCGUGUGCAGGCAUGGCUACCAUCUGCAACAUGGGUGCUGAAAUUGGCGCAACUAGCUCAAUUUUCCCUUAUAACGAACGUAUGGGCAACUAUCUUUGGGCAACCAAGCGCGGGGAUAUUGCCGAAUACGCCAAGUCAUUCCAGCACAACCUCAGGCCUGAUAAAGGUGUCGAGUACGACCGGCGCAUUGAAAUCAAUCUGACUGAGCUCGAGCCACACAUCAAUGGCCCGUUCACUCCCGAUCUUGCAAUCCCCAUCUCACAGUUUGCCAGGCAAUCAAGAAAAAUAACUGGCCUACUGAGCUCAAGGUAG
Rhizoctonia solani is the source of this 2712-nucleotide messenger RNA. Its product is annotated as aldehyde dehydrogenase family protein. The transcript is spliced from 22 exons. Lineage: Eukaryota; Fungi; Basidiomycota; Agaricomycetes; Cantharellales; Ceratobasidiaceae. Gene Ontology annotation, biological process: L-valine catabolic process; vesicle-mediated transport; thymine catabolic process. The coding region runs from base 1 to 2712 and encodes 903 amino acids. Gene Ontology annotation, cellular component: mitochondrion. The record is from RefSeq and is a predicted model, not a curated record. Gene Ontology annotation, molecular function: malonate-semialdehyde dehydrogenase (acetylating, [NAD(P)+]) activity; methylmalonate-semialdehyde dehydrogenase (acylating, NAD+) activity.